Messenger RNA from Medicago truncatula (barrel medic), 1814 nucleotides. RefSeq names its product glycogen synthase kinase-3 homolog MsK-2. Gene Ontology annotation, molecular function: ATP binding; protein serine/threonine kinase activity. The transcript is spliced from 13 exons. Gene Ontology annotation, biological process: signal transduction; peptidyl-threonine phosphorylation; cell differentiation. NCBI's taxonomy places the organism in Eukaryota, Viridiplantae, Streptophyta, Magnoliopsida, Fabales, Fabaceae. The coding region runs from base 295 to 1533 and encodes 412 amino acids. Gene Ontology annotation, cellular component: cytoplasm; nucleus. The record is from RefSeq and is a predicted model, not a curated record.
AGCUGAAAGAAAGAAAGAAAAAAUGUCUGGGGGCUUUUAUUUGUGUUGACUAAUGAGAUUAGAUAAGAACAUAAAAUCAGACACCACAAAACAUAAACAUAAACAAAAACCAAACCAUUUGCAUUUGUCGUUCGGAACUUGUUUUCUCUGAAUCAGGAUCCAUAAGGGUGUUGAAAAUUGAAAUAGCUUCUUUUCUCUUUAGGGUUCUAUACUUCAAACAACGUUCUUUAUGAUCUAAUCUAUCAUUUGAGGUAGUUGAUUGAAAAAAAAUAUUCUUGAUCUACUUUGGUUGUGAUGAUGGCAACAGCGGGUGUAGCACCUGCUUCUGGAUUAGUAGAUGUAAAUGCAAGUUCAGCUAUUGCUGUUGAUAAGUUACCUGAUGAGAUUCUUGGCAUGAGAAUUAAGGAUGAUAAGGAAAUGGAAGCACAUGUGGUAGAUGGAAAUAGUACUGAAGCAGGACAUGUAAUUGUCACUACCAUUGGUGGUAAAAAUGGCCAGCCAAAGCAGACAAUAAGCUACAUGGCUGAGCGUGCUGUUGGACAGGGAUCGUUUGGUGUAGUUUUCCAGGCUAAGUGCUUGGAGACAGGUGAAACCGUGGCUAUAAAAAAGGUUCUUCAAGACAAGAGGUAUAAGAACCGGGAAUUGCAAACAAUGCGCCUUCUGGACCAUCCCAAUGUUGUAACUUUGAAGCAUUGUUUCUUUUCAACAACUGAAAAAGACGAGCUCUAUCUUAACUUGGUACUUGAGUUUGUUCCUGAGACUGUCCAUCGUGUGAUCAGACACUACAGCAAAAUGAAUCAGAGGAUGCCAUUGAUAUAUGUAAAACUUUAUUCUUACCAGAUAUUGAGAUCACUAGCUUAUAUUCAUAACUGCGUUGGAGUGUCUCACAGGGACAUAAAACCUCAAAAUUUACUGGUUAAUCCUCACACCCAUCAGCUGAAGCUUUGUGACUUUGGGAGUGCAAAAGUAUUGGUCAAAGGUGAACCAAACAUAUCUUACAUCUGUUCUAGGUAUUAUAGAGCUCCUGAGCUUAUAUUUGGUGCAACUGAAUACACCUCAGCCAUUGACAUUUGGUCAGCUGGCUGUGUACUUGGCGAACUAUUGCUUGGCCAGCCUCUCUUUCCCGGUGCGAGUGGAGUAGACCAGCUCGUUGAAAUUAUCAAGGUUUUAGGUACCCCAACAAGGGAAGAAAUAAAGUGUAUGAAUCCUAAUUACACCGAGUUCAAAUUCCCACAAAUCAAAGCUCAUCCAUGGCACAAGAUCUUUCGCAAGCGUAUGCCACCGGAAGCUGUGGAUCUUGUCUCAAGACUACUUCAAUACUCUCCAAAUCUUCGAAGCACAGCUUUGGAGGCUCUGGUUCAUCCAUUCUUUGAUGAAUUGCGUGAUCCAAAUACCCGCUUACCAAAUGGGCGUCAUCUUCCUCCUUUAUUUAAUUUCAAAGCCAACGAGCUUAAGGGAGUGCCUGCUGAAAUGCUGGUGAAGCUGGUUCCGUCUCACGCAAGAAAGCAGUGUACUUUGUUUGCGUCGUCAUAGACUUAGAAUGCUGUCUUGUGUAAAUAUUAUGUACUCCCUGUUAGUAGAAUUGCAUCUAGCCUGUUUCAUGUUGUUAAUAGUCUCUCUUUUGUUAAUUGUUCCAUUAAUUUGUUUGUACCGUUUCUACCAAAGAAAACCACCUCAGCUUUUGAUUUAUUAUAAGUUUCAAGUUGAUCCAUCUUCACAAUUUAAUUGUUCUCCUGAUCUUAAAUUUUUAACAGAUUGUAUUAACUAUUAACUAGAACAAUUGUUUAUUCUAGUGAUAUACUUAUUCCCCUUCA